Messenger RNA from Thlaspi arvense, 1536 nucleotides. The record is from the annotation of a GenBank genome assembly. Lineage: Eukaryota; Viridiplantae; Streptophyta; Magnoliopsida; Brassicales; Brassicaceae.
AUGCAGUUAAACUGGAAGUGGUCUUCGGAGAAGCAAUAUCCCCUGUGCGUGAAGUUGGUUGUUUCAAUCCUCUUCCUGGGUCUUGCUUUUAGGCUUCUCUUCUACCGAACGAAUGCGUUUCUUAAUGUUUCGGAGACGCUUGUGUCUGUAGAUUUUCAAGAGAAUAGAGAUCGGAUUCCUGAAAAUGGUACUCAACUCUCAAACAACUUUAACCGAUCAGUUUCUGUUGAUUUAGACCAAAGCAGAUAUGAGCUAACCGGAAAACUUAAUCAAUACCCUGAAAAUAGCACUCAAGCGUCAGAGAAUCCAUCGGUUUCUCCAGAUUUAGAGCAGAACAAAGGGCAGAUUGAUGAACAUAACGGUGCCCAUCAACCGGAUAACCCAAAACCAUCAGUCUCCGACAGUUUUCCAGAAAGCAGAGAUCAAAUUACCAAGAAAGGCUUAGAGUAUGCUGGAUUUUUGAUUUGGCAUGAUUAUAAUAAUGCAGAGAAGUGCGAUCUCUUCACUGGUGAUUGGAUCCCCAGUUCAUCUGGUCCACGUUACACUAAUGAGACUUGUAGUUUGAUUGAAGGACACCAGAAUUGCAUGAAGAAUGGGAGGCCGGACACUGGGUACCUCUACUGGAGGUGGAACCCUCGAGAUUGUGAGCUGCGUCCCUUCGAUGCCGAGCUGUUUCUUGAGCUCAUGAGGAACAAAUCAUGGGCAUUUAUUGGUGAUUCAAUAUCCAGAAACCACGUCCAGUCCUUGCUUUGCACUCUUUCAAAGGUGGAACAAGCUGUUGAAGUUUACCAUGAUGAACAAUACAGAUCCAAAAGAUGGCAUUUCCCUUCAUACAACUUCACCGUGUCAGUUCUUUGGUCCCCUUUCCUUGCAAAAGCAGCCACUUUCGAAGACUACAAUGGUGUUUCAACAGCUGACAUUCAGCUGCACCUUGAUAAGCUCGAUUCUGCAUGGACCAAUGAAUUCCAAAGCUUGGAUUACAUGAUAUUUUCUAGUGGUAAAUGGUUUCUCAAAACCGCAUUCUACUAUGAGAAUGACACAACUCUGGGCUGCCAUAACUGUCCUAACAAAAACCAAACAGAGCUUGGGUUCGAUUUUUCUUAUCGAAAAGUCCUCCAAAACGUGUUCAACUUCAUUGUUUCGUCCAACCACACAGGUACAAUCAUUUAUACGACAUCCAGCCCUGAUCACUUUGAGAAUGGAGAAUGGUAUAAUGGUGGAAGUUGUCGGAGAACAGAACCAGUCAAGGAAGGAGAGUUAGAGGUGAACGAGCUGAACAAAAUUCUUCGUGCGGUUGAAAUGGAGGAAUUUGAGAAGGCUGCGGCCAAGGCUUCUGAGUGGGGGAUAAAUCUUAAACUUCUCGAUGUAAUGCAGCUUUCAUUACUAAGGCCCGACGGGCACCCAGGUCUUUAUCGGUACUUCCAUCCAUAUGAUAUGGAUAACAGUACUAAGAUAUUCUACGAUUGUCUGCACUGGUGUUUGCCCGGGCCUAUCGAUUCAUGGAACGAUUUGCUUAUGGAGAUGGUUUUAAGAUAA